AUGUCGACGCGCAAGAGGAAGCAGGAGGCCGAGGAGGAAGAGGAGCUCGUCGCGCUGCCUUCCGACGAGAGCGACGAGGAAGAAGAAUACGAAGACUCCGAGGUAUCCUUUGAUGACGAUGACGCAUCUGAGGAUGACGACGAAGAAGAAGAAGAAGAAGCCGAGCCGCAACCUAAGAAGCGCAAGACAACCAGGCAGGCCAAGGCCGAUGCCGAGGAGGAAGACGAAGAACCCGAAGCCGUGGCGACAGACGACGAGGAAGCCGGCAAUGGCGAAGUCGCCGCCGACGAGGGCCCCGACGAUGACGAAGCCGAGCCCGAAGUCGCUGAUGAGGAGGCCGAGGACGAGGCCCCUGCUGAUACUGCGGUUAAGGGUGGCCCCACAGCAAAGGCGAAGGCGGCGAAGGCUGCCGACGUGCCCAAGCAGGCGGAAUUGAAGGAAGUCGAGUCGGAAGCGUAG
Lasiodiplodia theobromae is the source of this 459-nucleotide messenger RNA. RefSeq lists its product as uncharacterized. The record is from RefSeq and is a predicted model, not a curated record. Lineage: Eukaryota; Fungi; Ascomycota; Dothideomycetes; Botryosphaeriales; Botryosphaeriaceae. The transcript has 3 exons. The coding region runs from base 1 to 459 and encodes 152 amino acids.